CCGCGACGGCCGCGCGCCGCCGCGGCCGGCCCGCCAUGGCCGGGGUCAGCUACGCGGCGCCCUGGUGGGUGAGCCUCCUGCACCGGCUGCCCCACUUCGACCUGCACUGGGAGGCCACCAGCAGCCAGUUCCGGCCCGAGGACACCGACUACCAGCAGGCGCUGCUGCUGCUGGGGGCCGCCGCGCUGGCCUGCCUCGCCCUGGACCUCCUCUUCCUGCUCUUCUACUCCUUCUGGCUGUGCUGCCGGCGGCGCAAGAGCGAGGAGCACCUAGACGCGGACUGCUGCUGCACGGCCUGGUGCGUCAUCAUCGCCACGCUGGUCUGCAGCGCCGGUAUCGCCGUGGGGUUCUAUGGCAACGGGGAGACCAGUGACGGCAUCCAUCGGGCCACCUACUCACUCCGUCACGCCAAUCGUACGGUGGCAGGGGUCCAGGACCGCGUGUGGGACACAGCAGCUGCCCUGAACCGCACGGCGGAGCCCAGCCUGCAGAGCCUGGAGCGGCAGCUGGCCGCGCGGCCGGAGCCCCUGCGGGCGGUCCAGCGGCUACAGGGCCUGCUGCAGACGCUGCUGGGCUACACGGCGGCCAUCCCUUUCUGGAGGAACCCAGCCGUGUCGCUGGAGGCACUGGCCGAGCAGGUGGAUCUCUACGACUGGUACAGGUGGCUGGGCUACCUGGGCCUGCUGCUGCUCGACGUGGCCAUCUGCCUCCUGGUGCUGGUCGGCCUCAUCCGCAGCUCCAAGGGGAUCCUGGUAGGGGUCUGCCUGCUGGGGGUGCUGGCCCUGAUCAUCAGCUGGGGAGCCCUGGGCCUGGAGCUGGCCGUGUCUGUGGGCUCCAGUGACUUCUGUGUGGAUCCUGACACCUACGUGACCCGGAUGGUGGAGGAGCACUCGGUGCUGAGCGGGGACAUCUUGCAGUACUACCUGGCCUGCUCCCCCCAUGCCGUCAACCCCUUCCAGCAGAAGCUGUCGGGCAGCCACAAGGCGCUGGUGGAGAUGCAGGACGUAGUGGCCGAGCUCCUGAAGACUGUCUCGUGGGAGUAUCCUGCCACCAAGGACCCCCUGCUCCGUGUCCAGGAGGUGCUGAACGGCACGGAGGUGAACCUGCAGCACCUCACUGCCCUGGUGGACUGCCGCAGCCUGCACCUGGACUACGUGCAGGCCCUCACAGGCUUCUGCUACGACGGCGUCGAGGGCCUCAUCUACCUGGCCCUCUUCUCCUUCGUCACAGCGCUCAUGUUCAGCUCCGUCGUCUGCAGCGUCCCACACACGUGGCAGCAGAAGAGAGGCCCCGACGAGGACGGGGAGGAGGAGGCCGCCCCAGGGCCGCGGCAGGCACACGACAGCCUCUACCGUGUCCACAUGCCCAGUCUGUACAGCUGCGGCAGCAGCUACGGGAGCGAGACCAGCAUCCCGGCCGCGGCCCACACCGUCAGCAACGCCCCGGUCACGGAGUACAUGAGCCAGAAUGCCAAUUUCCAGAACCCUCGCUGUGAGAACACCCCUCUCAUUGGGCGCGAGUCCCCGCCGCCUUCAUACACUUCCAGCAUGAGAGCCAAGUACCUCGCCACGAGCCAGCCUCGCCCCGAGUCCAGCAGCAGCGGGCACUAGACCCCCAGCCUCCACCCGCCCCAUGUGCCAAUCGCCCCGCUCCUUCCCGUGCCAGCCUCCCUGCUUGCACCUGCGACCACCCGCCGGACCCUCCCCGCGCACGCCGGGCCUGCUGCGGGCGCCUCUGCAGCCACUCGGCCCUGCCCUCCCUUCCUGCAGGGGCGCGGAGACAGACACCUGGCCUGCUCCCCAGGGCAACGCGGGGGCUCUGGACCCGCACCCUCUCCUCGGUCACAAGCCUGGACACCUGGGGUGCGAUGCUCGGGCCCCCAGCCCCCACGCGCCUCCGCCCUGCAGGGGCCGGCUGUGCUGGUGCUGCCCCGGGGUCUCCUCGGCUGUGCCCGCCCCCUUCCCUCCCCAGCUGGGCCGUCUGCUCCCUCUCCGUUCACAGGCGGCAGUGCCCCCUUGGUGCCGGGCGUCUCGAGCGAUGGCGUGUGCGCCCGCCUGCUUGCCUCCCGCCUGCAGAGACCCCUGCGGCGCCCUCACACACCUGCAGCAUCUGUCGUCCUUCCUUCUCUCGCCCCCCACACCAGGCUCCUCUGCCUCAGUUGCCAGAAGCCUCCCAGGGGGUCUCCCCUUCUCUGCUUCCCCCCACUGCACCGCUCUCUCCCCGCAGCAGCCCCCGCCCGUGGCAUCCGGCUGUCCAUGGUGGCAGGAGACAGGUGCCUGCCGAGCCCAGGCUGCUCUCCUGGUGCCAAACCCCUCCCCCUCAACCCCCGGAGCCUCGGCAGCUCCACCCGGUUCGCUCUUUGCACUAACCACAUCUGUCAUCUCUAGGGCAGGCGGUUCUGCGGGCCGGCUGGCACCCUCUUCCCGGUUCCCUUUGCAUCCAGGACAGGCCGGCCUGGGGGCUGCACCCAAGCGGGCUGUGAAGGUGCCCUCGGCCCCCGCAGCCCCCCUUUGGACUAACCACUAACCUCACUCCAGCCUCCGAGAGAGAGAUCGCCCUGGGCACCCCACGGUCCGCAAGCCUGAGGCCAAGUCCAGGCCGGAGACGAAGCCCCAGAGAGCCAGCUGGGUUUUGGGGUGGAGAAGGCAUUUCUUCUCGGGGCGCUGCUGGGGGUGUCAAGACCAAGAGGCAGUCCGAGGGCCUGGAGACCCCUCCCUGGGCAGGUGUUGCCCCCAGGGGACCAUGUCCUCAGGAAUGAAUGUCCCUUCGGCUGUAGGACUGAGGCCCCUGUGGCCUCGGUCUCCUACCUGUGAAGUGGGAGCAAGGCUUCCCUAAGGUGCUUUUGGCUUCGUGUGCAGUGUUUGCUGUUUUCCUACCGCAGAAGGUGGGGCCGUCCCCAAGUCAAGGCGGGGAGAUGCCUGCCCUGCCCAGCCAGCCAGCCACCGAGAGGCCAGGUGCAGCGCAGGCCUGCGUCCCUCCAGGGGGGGAGUUUACAGACAUUAUGGGAGGCUCCUCCUGGGGCGGCAGGGUAGCGCCCCUUCCUUAAGGUGGCCCGCAGAGAAGCCGCCUCCCCUUUCUCCAGGAUCCCUUCUGUGUGCUGGUGUCUGGGACCAAAAGGAUGGGUGGGCCCAGGGCUAGAGCGCAGCGGCCCCUGGCCCUUUGACCACAGGGCAGAGGCUGCCCGGGAGAGGGGGGAUUGAGUGGGCAAACAGAGGUGCCCCCAGGUGUGCCUGCGGGCCCCCAGCCGCGCAUCUGAGCCCUGGCGCACGGCCAGACCUCACCGAGGGGCACCCGGCGCCCUGUCCUGGGCCCGUCACAGCCCAGAGCCACAGCCCGACUGCCCAGUUUUCCUCUGGGCGCCCCCACCCAGGCGGGGCUUCCCGGCCUCUGCCUCGGCCGAGGGAGCUCCAGCUGUGCUGCCCCGGGCGUGGCUCAGAAGCACAAAGGCCGCGAGGCCGCCGAAAUGUGAAUGUAGAAGCUUGAGAGCCUGAGGCGGACCUGAGGGAGCGGCUCCGUGCGCGUGCCCGCCCGCCCGCGUCCCCGCCCAGCUCCUCCCAGUCACCGAGGGUGCAUAAAGGAAAACGCGGACGUCGAAAGGGCAGCAAGACCAAACCUCGGUCCUGCAGCGGGUGGGGGGAGCCUCCCGCCCUUGGUUUUUUUCUUGCUCUUAAGUUUUCAGGCCCUUCUAACCAGCCCGGGCCCGGGGCCUCCACAUCCCGCACCUGCGGUCCUCGCCCCCUCAGCAGGCCCUGCAGCUUCUCCAGCGGUGGUCCCCGACCGCGCGGAUGAGAAGGCGAGGGCCCUGGGGGCUCCGCGGGCAGGCGGGCUUCCAGGCCGGUCCCUCCCCGAUGGGGCUCCGCCGGCAGGCGCACGUUUCCGGUCCCGAGGUACCCUGGCCUGAUCGGAUGUCCCCUCCACGUUCACCCCAUCUCACUAUGCAAUCCCAGUCCAAGUGCCAAUCCCUCCCCGUCCCAGGACCCCUGCCCAGCCGGGGAGCGGGUGCAUGGGUGGCGGGUGCAUGGGUGGCGGUCCCAAAAGGGGGACGAGCAGGGACCGGGGCGUCUUGUGCGGGAUUUUUUUUUUUUAAACCAUAAUGGUUGUGUGCCACACCACUUUAUAUUUGUUACAUAUAUCUCUCCGAGUUAUUUUGUUAAGACUCCCCCUCCAAGGUCACCGCCCCCACCACCCAAGAUCGAUUUAGCAUCCUGAGCGGGGAUCGAGGCCUGAACCGCUUGGCGUUCUCCAAACUUCCAUAGGGCCAUGGCUGUAUGUGCUGUCGCUGUGUUUCUGGGUGUGUGUGUGGUUUGUUUUUUUUUUUUUAGCUUCUUUUUUUUUUUUCUGGUAAAACUGGGUUUGGGGGUUGAUUUUUAUUUCGCUGGGGGUUUUAUUUUUCUUGGCAAAUACUAAAACUCUCGUCAAUGUAAUUUCUGUGGUUUCUAUUCAGCUUGGGUUUCAUGUUUUAAAAUAAACAAAUUUUAAAAAACA
Messenger RNA from Dama dama (fallow deer), 4485 nucleotides. RefSeq names its product tweety family member 3 (gene TTYH3). Lineage: Eukaryota; Metazoa; Chordata; Mammalia; Artiodactyla; Cervidae. The record is from RefSeq and is a predicted model, not a curated record. Gene Ontology annotation, molecular function: volume-sensitive chloride channel activity; intracellularly calcium-gated chloride channel activity. The transcript is spliced from 14 exons. The coding region runs from base 36 to 1610 and encodes 524 amino acids. Gene Ontology annotation, cellular component: plasma membrane.